Camellia sinensis is the source of this 548-nucleotide messenger RNA. The record is from RefSeq and is a predicted model, not a curated record. NCBI's taxonomy places the organism in Eukaryota, Viridiplantae, Streptophyta, Magnoliopsida, Ericales, Theaceae.
AUGGUAGUAGUGAAUUUUAGAGAAGUGAGAUUGCCUAAUUUUAUCUCAAUACGUGCUUUGGUUGCAGGGCUUUCUUAUGAUACCAAUGAAAGUGUUCUCAAGGAUGCUUUUGGACAGCAUGGUGAAAUAAUUGAAGUGAAAGUUAUAUAUGAUCACGUGACUGGAAAAUCAAAAGGAUAUGGGUUUGUGCAGUUCAAUUCUGAGACUGCAGCCGGUACAGCCUUGAGGGAAAUGGAUGGUCAGUUAUUGGAUGGCAGACGUAUACGCAUUCAUUAUGGACACAAGGGGUGAUGACAGACGUAUACGCAUUCAUUAUGGACACAAGGGGUGACCACAAGGAACCGAGGUUUGAUUCAAGAACUGAGUUUUGAUUCAAUACUUGAGUAGUUUGAGUUCUGUUUUUUACUUGGGUGGUUCUUAUACAAAAUGAGAGAGCAAAACUGAAGUAAUAUUGGCCUUCACUCACUUCCCACAAGCAAUUCUUGACGAGGAAGUUGACCUUACAGAUUGAAUAUACCAUCUUUUCUGCUGAAUAGCUCAAUUGUUAG